AUGGAUACCUUGAUCAAGCAGACAAGGAGGAGACAUCCAGCUUCCCAGGAAAAAAAUAGAGAGCCUAUCAAUAUUUUGAUUAAUUUCACAUUAGUGCUGUUCAUAUUCUGUGUUUUGGUAGAUAAGAGGAAGCCCUCACACUGGUUACAGAGGCAGUUCUCGAGGCAAAUGAGUGGCCAAAGUUAUGACCCGAUCGGCGACAUGGAUCACGCAGCUGCAGUUGCAGCCACUGCUUAUGCCAUAAGCACUUUUGAAGAAACUUGGCUAGAGAGUUAUCAUAAUGGCCUUGAACGUGGACCUUCUUUGUCAAGGAGCAGGAGCAGAAGCGAAGAUAAGUUUCCUUCAGAGGAACCAAGAAGCUUAUCAAGAAGAUUCUCAGGACAACUUUCGUUUAGAGAUUCAGAGACGAAAGAUCAAAAACAUCCAACGCCAAAGUCACCAGUGAGAAAGUCAUCGUCGGUCAAAAAGACAUUCUCCAUAAACUUGAGAGAAGACCACACCAAACAGAAUGAAGAUUCAGGUGAAAAACAUGAUGGACAAAGAAAACCAGUUUCUGAACCGCCACGGAUACAACCACCGGUCAGGAUACGAUCAGAACGUCGUGCUCCACCACCGCCUCCUCCUCCUCCUUUUCUAUCACCUCCGCCUCUGCGGCUUCCACCUAGGGAAAUGAAAAGGCAGAGUUCUGGGCAUGCCAGUCGAAAAGAUGAUUCUACAGCUGAUGCUUGGGAAAAAGCUGAACUAGCUAAGAUCAAAGCAAGGUAUGAGAAGUUAAACAGAAAGAUCGAUUUGUGGGAAGCUAAGAAGAGGGACAAAGCUCGAAGGAAGCUGGACAUAUCUGAGCAGAGCGAACAAGAACAGAAGAGGAAGAGAGGUUUGCAGAGAUUUAGAGAAGACACGGAGUACAUCGAACAGAUAGCUGCUGGAGCCAGAGCUCAGGCGGAGAAAGAGAGACAGAGCAAAGAAUUCAAGGUGAAGGAGAAAGCCGGGGUUAUCCGUAGUACCGGUGAACUCCCUGGAAAGGCAUGCUGUUUCUGACAGUAAAACAGAUGGUCCUAGAUAACUGUAGCUAUAUUGUGUGUGUGCGUGAGAGAUUUAUAUGGGUUUCCUUUAAAGAAAGAUGAUAUUGAAAGCCAAAUGUAUAUAACAGAGAGCUCUUGGCAAGCAACAAAGAUAUUCUUAA
Molecule: messenger RNA, 1183 nt
Organism: Camelina sativa (false flax)
Lineage: Eukaryota; Viridiplantae; Streptophyta; Magnoliopsida; Brassicales; Brassicaceae
Source: RefSeq, a predicted model, not a curated record